AUGUCCAUCAGGGCGUCUGUGACAGAACGAACAGAGGAGGUGCCCCUAGCUGACCUGCAAGUCAUGCUGGAGGAUGCAGUGCGCCAGGAAGACUACCAGGCUGCCGCAGAGCUGCGAGACGAGCUCAUGUACGCCCCUGCCUGGCAUCAGUAUCAUCCUCACCUCAUCCAAGUGCACGUGCUGCAGGCGAUGAAUGACAUCUGGGGCCAAGGAGAGCACGUGCAGUGCAUACACCCCGCUGCAGCAUGCAUCGCCGGGCGGCAAAAUGUGAUGGAGAGCUGGAGGGUGAUUCUGAGAGGGGCGCCGAUGACUAUAAGCCUAGAGGAUGUGCGCGUCUAUGCUGGCGAUGCUGCCGCUUACGUGACCUGCAUUGAAGUCAUGGAUGCUGGCGACAGCCGCGGCAGGGACUCAGACAAGGAGAACUGA
Messenger RNA from Coccomyxa subellipsoidea C-169, 426 nucleotides. RefSeq lists its product as hypothetical. The transcript is spliced from 4 exons. The record is from RefSeq and is a predicted model, not a curated record. NCBI's taxonomy places the organism in Eukaryota, Viridiplantae, Chlorophyta, Trebouxiophyceae, Coccomyxaceae. Gene Ontology annotation, molecular function: protein binding. The coding region runs from base 1 to 426 and encodes 141 amino acids.